UUUACCUUUUUGUUUUUAAGAAAUAUGCCGGAAUUUGAAAAUUUUAAUUUAAAAACCACAAUUGACUGCAAACAAGGAGCUGUACGGGCUGUGCGCUACAAUGUUGAUGGUUCCUAUUGCUUGAGCUGUGGAUCUGACAAAAAGAUAAAACUCUGGAAUCCGGUUUCGGGAAUACUUCUCAAGACUUAUGGAGGUCAUGCAGACGAAGUUACAGAUGCGGCGGGAAGCUGUGAUAGCAGCUACAUUGUCUCCGCCAGUUUGGAUAAAAGCAUUAUCUAUUGGGAUGUGUCCACAGGAGCCCCCGUUCGUCGGUUGCGUGGCCAUGCCGGCGGAGUUCGGUGCGUCUGCUUCAACGAGGACUCCUCCGUGGCAAUUUCCGGUGGCAGAGACAAUGCCGUAAUGUGCUGGGACAUUCGAACGCGUCGCCUGGAUCCUGUGCAGGUGAUGAAGGAGGCUCGCGAUUGCAUCACUACGGUGGCGACCAACGAGAAUCGGAUUUACGCAGCCUCUUUGGACGGAUGUGUGAGGACCUACGAUAUUCGAGUGGGCGAACUCACCUGCGACAAGGUGGGCGAACCCAUCACCUAUCUGGCGCAGACAAGGGAUGAGCAAUGUCUGGUGGCAGGCUGUCAGGAUAGUGUAGUGCGACUCCUGGACUGCGAGACCGGUGGACUACUCUCCGAGUACAAGGGCCACUGCGGCGACGACUACCACAUUGAGUGCGGAAUACUGGCUAACGAUGCUCACAUCGUCACUGGAUCUAGUAACGGAGAUGCCUUUGUUUACGACCUGCUCGAAACAAAAGUUCUGCAGCGCAUCCGAAUAAGUGAUAAUGGCGGCGUGGUCCACUCCUUGGCCACUCAUCCCAAGCGACAGGAAAUGCUUUUCGCCAGGAGACGGGAUAUGUACGUCUUCUCCACGGAUUUGGAAAUCGAAGAGGAGCAGUUAUAGGUUCUAGUUUCUAUUAAGCCAAGUUCAAGCUAGUGAUAGAUUUAAAAAACUAGAAACUUAACCAUGGUCACGAUUCAGUAGGGGGUUAUGACACCCUUAAAUUUUACAAAAGCUGAAUACUUUUCAUAUUUAUGUUAAAAAAAUUAAAAAUAAAAGCAUAUCCUAAAAAA
Messenger RNA from Drosophila rhopaloa, 1121 nucleotides. Its product is annotated as WD repeat domain-containing protein 83. Bases 25 to 951 code for a protein of 308 amino acids. The record is from RefSeq and is a predicted model, not a curated record. Gene Ontology annotation, biological process: mRNA splicing, via spliceosome. Gene Ontology annotation, cellular component: catalytic step 2 spliceosome. The transcript has 5 exons. Lineage: Eukaryota; Metazoa; Arthropoda; Insecta; Diptera; Drosophilidae. Gene Ontology annotation, molecular function: protein binding.